UUCCUUUCCGGCCUCCUCGCAAUUCUCCAGUCCAGUCUGAGUGGGAGGAAUCCGUCUGCUUUCUCUCACAUCCCCUUCUUUCCCUCCAGGGGACGAAAGAGGAGGAGGAGGCCACGCCACGACGAGAACUCCGGCUCCCGGCUACGCCCCAGUCCCGAGUUUGUUUGGAUCCCCUGCAGUUACGUCCUGGUGUGGACGAGGAAGAUGGAGGGCUACAAGCUCUUUCUAGCGCUCCUCGGGUCCGCGCUGUUGCUUGGCUUCCUCUCCGUCGUCUUCGCCCUGGUCUGGGUCCUCCACUACCGCGAAGGACUCGCCUGGGAUGGGGACUCGGCGGAGUUCAAUUGGCACCCAGUCCUCAUCAUCACGGGCUUCGUGUUCGUCCAAGGGAUCGCAAUUAUUGUGUACAGGUUACCAUGGACCUGGAAAUGCAGCAAAGUUUUGAUGAAAUUAAUCCAUGCAGGAUUACAUACUGUUGCUCUGACACUUGCAAUUAUUUCUCUGGUGGCUGUUUUUGAUUUCCAUAAUGCUGCGAAGAUUCCUAACAUGUACAGUCUGCACAGCUGGAUUGGAUUGACUGCUGUUAUUCUUUAUGCUCUACAGCUUGUUCUAGGCUUUACGGUCUUCCUACUUCCAUUUGCUUCCACUUCUCUUCGGGCAACUGUUAUGCCAAUACAUGUUUAUUCAGGUCUUCUCAUCUUUGGAACAGUGAUUGCCACAGCCCUAAUGGGAAUUACAGAAAAACUUAUUUUUAGUGUGUAAGAAGCCUUCCUAUAGGAGUUCCCCAGAAGAAGCUAUUUUUGUCAAUGUUCUCGGUGUCCUGAUUUUCGCCUAUGGUGCUGUAGUGUUGUGGAUGGCUACAAGGCCCCAUUGGAAGCGCCCACUUGAACAGGCUUUCCAAACCCAUCAACAAAUUGGAGAAAGACUCAGUGAUGAUGACUGUCAUAGUCCAGAUUUGGAGUUCAACAGUGAUGCAGCUGCUAGGAAACGAAAUCCCAAAUUUGAUGAAGCUGGACAGAGAUCAACUAUGUAAAGAAAGUAUAUCACAGUACUUUGCAAUGCAAAAAACUUACUCUCUCUAUUCUCCCCCAGCUCUUCAACACACUAUAUAUUGCUUUCUUCAUAUUGUUAGGAUUUUUCUGAAUAAUUGACAUGAGUAGUAAAGACUUUAAUUUUAGGAGAACCUAUGUUUAUUGCUUCACGGUUCCUAUGCAGUUAUGAUACUAAAGUAACUUGUGCUGUAUUCCUCGAUAAAUUCGAUAAAAAUCUAAAAAUAUCACCAUUACAGCUUCAUGAAACAAUUUUUAAUCGAUACUUGAUUGGCGGAAGGAUCUUUAGAAGUACAAGAUUAAACAAUUAGAUUUCAGAUAUUGGAAGAAAGUUAUCAAGAAAGGGAGCACUCCAUUGAAUAAAAUUGCUAAAACUCUGAUACAUUUUUAAUGUUGUUCAGACCUGUUUCCAUAGUACUGUGGAAUUUCUGGCCAUCUUGGGAAGCUGAGUGAUUGAUUCCACAAUUGCUUCUCCUCUGCUCCAGAUUCACAGCACUUUGUCAUGAGUUGUAAUGUCACUUUCCAUUGGCAUUGUAGGAGGAGAGCUAUGUGUUCUACAGUUGAAAAUUAUGAUUAUGGUGGCCAGGGAGGGGAGGAGGGGAAAGGCAAAGCAGGUGGUUGUAUGGAUAGAAGUUAAAUGAUUAGCCUGUCUAGCUUCUUUCUUCACAUAGGUGCCAGCUUCUCAUACAAACACAUGUUCUGAUAUCACAGCAAUCUCAGACAUCGCUGCUAUAGGGCAAUCAGUAUUGAUUUUCACCAACCACGUAUAAAUGAAUAUUGUCUAUAUACAAUAUCUCCAUUAUUUGGAUUAAAUAUUCUCUUAGAGUGAUUAUAGUUUGAUCAGAUUAUAAGAGAAUGUCAUGUAAAAUAGACCUAACUAAACUGAAACUGUGUUACUCUAAACUCUUAUUCUCAGAGAGUGCCUUUUAAGCAUAUGUACAUUCAAGAGUGUUGCAGGAAAACAACGGAAACUAUUUUUGUCGUGGAUAAUAGAUGGCCAGCAUUGUAUAAGUUUGGCAAAGAACAAGACCUACUCUCUGAUCUCAUUUUCCCUAAUGUUUACUAAUGGAAGCCAUUGGAUUAAACUUUAGUUCUUCUGAAUUGAUCAGAAUUGCCACAAAUUUCAAUAAGCUGCUUAUUUGGAGGAGGAGGAGGAUGUCCCUUGUCCUUUCCUUCCCUUUCUGCUUAGGUUCCAACAUGUUUUUGGCUUUCCUAACAAACAUUUGAU
Candoia aspera is the source of this 2274-nucleotide messenger RNA. RefSeq names its product plasma membrane ascorbate-dependent reductase CYBRD1. The record is from RefSeq and is a predicted model, not a curated record. Gene Ontology annotation, molecular function: oxidoreductase activity. Bases 205 to 759 code for a protein of 184 amino acids. The transcript has 4 exons. Gene Ontology annotation, cellular component: lysosomal membrane. Lineage: Eukaryota; Metazoa; Chordata; Lepidosauria; Squamata; Candoiidae.